CCGCCGGCACCGCCCCGUCCCGGCAGCGGGCGCGGCUGUUUACAGGUCCGACGAGUUGCGUCGGUCUGCGAUAAAAGACAUCUGAGGACACCUGCAGAGAUGUGGCCGCUUUGGGGACUGGACCUGAGCCGGGGGCGCUGUGACCUGCUCUUCACAGAAGCCAUCAACCAAAGGAUGCAGGUUCCCAACAGGCUGAAGGUGGCAGAGAGCUGCAGCCCCGGGGACAGGAGGAGAGGGACGGAGGAUGUCCCUGUGUCCUUUCGGAUGCACAUCCCUGAUAGGAUUUCUCUGGCAGAGAUACCAGACACCAGUUUGAGGCCAGUCCUGCUGACCCAGCCGAGGAAGGUCCCCUCUGUGGUGGUGCACGUGUCCCCAGACCCCCCCGGGGAGGUCCCCUUCCUGCCCUCAGCCAGCAGAGCCAGCGCCCAGCGCCGCAGGCGAUCGGGCCAUCCCAGCAGCAGGGCACGGAGGGACAGGACCCCGAGUGACUGUGCCCAGCUGGCCUUGCACAGCCCAGGACAGCAGCACGAGGGGCCGGACUCGUGUCCCCUGCCUGCUCCCAGUGCCCCACUCCCCCUCCUCACCGAGGCAGGCAGGAUCUACUCCAUGCAGAACAUCUUCCAGACCAUGUACCUGCUGGGCCAGGUGCUCUUCCACCGUGUCCAGGACUCCCUGCGAGACCCAGCACAGUCCAGCUGCCAGGAGCCCACCCCAGCUGCAGAGAGCGCCCUGGAGGAGGCUGGGGUGACAGAGGUGGCAGUGAUGAGGAGGCAGCUGGCGAGGAUCUCGGGGAGGCUGCGUGUGCUGGAGGAGCAGUGCCAUGCCUGGAGGCAGAAGGAGGCCCUGCUCUACUCUGUGAUGAUCUCUGCUUGUCUCAUCAACACCUGGCUCUGGCUCAGAAGAUGACAGCCCCUGCCUGACCUCCCCUGCUCACCUGGCAGAGGAGCGUUGCUCGUGUACUUGCCAGCAGUGAAACUCUUGUUUCUUGACUAGGACUGCUUUCUGCACUGUGGGCCCUCAAGAAUCUGUGUCCUUCAUGCCUUGAUGGCAGUGGAGGUGUGAGAAGCUGCUGUGAAGAGCUGAGGUCUCCCAGGAGCUUGGUGGCUGACACAGGAGGUGUCUGUUCUGUGCAGCUGCCCUCAGGCUGCCAGAGGAGAUGCAAACCUGAGGUGUUGGGUGUUUGUGGACAUGGGGUCCUGUUCCAGUCAUAGCCUGGUCCCCUGGCCACAUCCCACCUUGGACAUCUCAACUCUGACCCCAUAAAAGUUCUCAGCUGACUGCUGCGGGCAAUUCCUCAUCUUCUGUAGAGUGACUGAGUGUUUCUAAACUUCUGCUGGGUUUUCUUUCCUUCCUUUUUUCAACUGUUUGGUGGAGGUGGUACUGCCAGGUCUCCUGUGCCAGGAAUGGAGCUGGAGGGGCCAGGAGCUCCCAUCCCUGCAGCUACAGCAGGUUUGUUCAGUCCAGAGUGACUGUAAGAGCCUUGCUGACAUCUGGGCUUAUCCAGA
This is a messenger RNA of Ficedula albicollis (Collared flycatcher), 1505 nucleotides long. It is a transcript of the gene FATE1, whose product is annotated as fetal and adult testis expressed 1. Bases 100 to 906 code for a protein of 268 amino acids. Gene Ontology annotation, cellular component: peroxisome; mitochondrial outer membrane. The transcript is spliced from 7 exons. NCBI's taxonomy places the organism in Eukaryota, Metazoa, Chordata, Aves, Passeriformes, Muscicapidae. The record is from RefSeq and is a predicted model, not a curated record. Gene Ontology annotation, biological process: positive regulation of mitochondrial fission.